AUGACUCCUGCUUUUACCUCAGACUCUGAUAGCGACAAGGCGAGCUGUCGAGCCGAUCGGCUGCAGAGAGAAGAGCAGCCACUCCUUGAUAUCUUAACUCAAUAUGACCCUCCUUCUGAUGAGGAUUCUGUCAGAUCUUCGGUUGAGCUUCAGCCUUAUCCCCCUGGAAUCCCAGACCGCACAGAACCGGAGCCUGACUCCUCUGCGGACCAUACAGAGCUGGAGUCCGUCAUUCCUUCAGCUCAUGCAAUGGAUGGUGUUGAAAUAGCGGCUCCCUUAGCCGCUGGAUUUGAGGAUGACCUGUAUAUAGCCCCACUUGCAAAAAGGUCCGAAAUAUCUAUCCGUCGCAGCGCAGCGGAAAUCCUACCGUUUGAAAUUAGGUCCACACUGAAUGACCUUGCCAGACAUCACUAUUUUCUUGUAAUUGAAGGAAAUCAGGUGCGAGCUCCGAGCCAUGAGGAUCUGUUCGAGGAGGCGCAAAAGGCGCGGCUUUUAUUGGUAGGUAUGAAGACCUCUCGUGGUACAAAGACCAAGGAGCCUUCUCAUGGAGCCGCAACAAAGAAUGCAGGUAUAUCCUUGCAGGAGUUUGAAGACUAUCUUUCGAACUUUUGUAUAGAAGGAAACAUGCUUCAUGGAGAGAGGUCCAUGGCUGUGAUCCACUUUUCGUUGAUGCAAUUCAUUUUGGUUGAUGCGAUCCAAUUUGGCCGCAAAUCCGAUCUAGAUGCGGUCUGA
Rasamsonia emersonii CBS 393.64 is the source of this 732-nucleotide messenger RNA. RefSeq lists its product as uncharacterized. Bases 1 to 732 code for a protein of 243 amino acids. The record is from RefSeq and is a predicted model, not a curated record. The transcript is spliced from 4 exons. NCBI's taxonomy places the organism in Eukaryota, Fungi, Ascomycota, Eurotiomycetes, Eurotiales, Trichocomaceae.